Sorghum bicolor (sorghum) is the source of this 1282-nucleotide messenger RNA. Its product is annotated as 4-hydroxy-7-methoxy-3-oxo-3,4-dihydro-2H-1,4-benzoxazin-2-yl glucoside beta-D-glucosidase 2, chloroplastic. Gene Ontology annotation, biological process: carbohydrate metabolic process. The transcript has 9 exons. The record is from RefSeq and is a predicted model, not a curated record. NCBI's taxonomy places the organism in Eukaryota, Viridiplantae, Streptophyta, Magnoliopsida, Poales, Poaceae. Bases 32 to 1282 code for a protein of 416 amino acids. Gene Ontology annotation, molecular function: beta-glucosidase activity.
CUUUAGCCACUACAGCAGCUAUAAGCAAGAAAUGGCUCUACUUCUUGCUUCUGCCAUGAAUCACACUGCUCAUCCAGCAGAACUUAGAAGCCAUCUAGGACGACCCAAUAAUGAGAGUUUCUCACGGCACCACCUUUGUUCUUCACCACAAAACAUCAGUAAGCGAAGGUCUAACCUUAGCUUUAGGCCACGAGCUCAAACGAUAAGCAGUGAGCCUGGAAUCCACAUGCUGAGCCCCUGGGAAAUCCCUAGGAGGGACUGGUUCCCCCCUAGCUUUCUCUUCGGUGCUGCCACUGCAUCAUACCAAAUUGAAGGUGCUUGGAAUGAAGAUGGGAAGGGGCCAAGCACAUGGGAUCACUUCUGCCACAAUUUUCCGGAAUGGAUAGUGGACAGGAGCAAUGGGGAUGUUGCAGCGGAUUCGUACCAUAUGUACGCUGAGGAUGUCAGGUUGCUGAAGGAAAUGGGCAUGGACGCCUAUAGGUUCUCCAUCUCUUGGCCCAGAAUACUGCCAAAGGGGACGCUCGCUGGAGGUAUUAACGAGAAAGGCGUCGAGUACUACAACAAGUUGAUCGACUUGUUGCUAGAGAACGGCAUGGAGCCAUAUAUAACAAUUUUCCACUGGGACGCGCCUCAAGCGCUGGUAGACACGUAUGGCGGCUUCUUAGAUGAGAGGAUUAUAAAAGAUUACACAGACUUCGCUAAAGUGUGCUUUGAAAAGUUUGGUAAGAAGGUGAAAAACUGGUUCACCUUUAAUGAGCCGGAGACAUUUUGUUCUGUUUCCUAUGGAACUGGAGUCCUUGCCCCUGGGCGGUGCUCACCAGGAGUAAGUUGUGCCGUUCCAACUGGAAACUCACUCACCGAGCCAUACAUUGUUGCCCACAACCUUCUCCGAGCUCAUGCUGAGACUGUUGAUCUUUACAACAAGUAUCACAAGGGUGCGGACGGCCGUAUAGGGCUUGCUUUAAAUGUAUUUGGUCGUGUGCCAUACACAAAUACGUUUCUCGAUCAACAGGCCCAAGAAAUGUCCAUGGACAAAUGCCUAGGAUGGUUCUUGGAGCCAGUGCUUCGUGGUGACUACCCCUUCUCCAUGAGAGUGUCGGCGAGGGAUCGGCUGCCCUACUUCAAAGAAAAAGAGCAAGAGAAGCUAGUUGGUUCUUACGAUAUGAUCGGGAUAAACUACUACACCUCAACGUUCUCCAAGCACAACGACAUCUCAGCAAACUACUCGCCAGUGCUCAACACUGACGAUGCCUAUGCCAGUCAAAAAAGUAAGAAAUUAUAG